CAGAUAAAAUUUGACGAAGUUAUAGGCAAAAAAUCACGGAGGGCGCUUUUUUGAAAAUCUUCGAUACACCUAAUUUUAUAAAUUCUAUAACUCGGCGAAAUCAAGUCUAAGCGACCUUAAAAGUUUUUCAUAACCCCAGUUUUGAUCAUUGAAUCCAAAAAUAGAAAAAAAUAUAUAGAUCAAAAAAUUUUACUUAACCGACUUUUGGCACUAUAGUUGGUGUGGUGGCAAAAUGUCUCUUAAGUGAUUGGUGAAUUAUUCAAAACCAGCUGAAAAACAAUACCGUUGAAAAUGAAACACGUUUGGCUCUGAAUUUAUAAGUGGACACUUUGGAUUACUUAUAUGACUAUAAUUUGCCGAUAAAAUAUAAAUACUUAUACUUGAAGUUUUAACAGUCAACUAUUGGCUUUCCAGAGAUCUUGAUCAAUUCUAUCUUUUAGAUGGAUCUUGGAAUGUGUCUUAUGUUUUUUGGAAAGGACGUACCACGGCCUUGCCUGUCGAACAGCACUCCACAGCUUUCUGUGAUUUCUUUUUGACAUGUUAUUGAGAAACUAGCGGUAUUUUAACUUUGAUAAUGGUAAGCUGGUCGAACCAAUUCUUCAGAACGACGCGACAUUGCAUAUUAGUCGAUAGCUGAUUGAGGUUGAUAUUUUUUCUUUAACAGUGCAGUUAUCUUCCUGUUAGAAACUGGGUGCGUAUGCCGUAAAGAUUUCUCAGUAUUGAGUGCUGAGAAACUCUGAAUGAUCUUAGAAUGUAACUAAGACUUAGCGCUACGACAGAAUACAGUCAGACUUUUUAAGGUCGGUUUUGUUAAGUUUCGCCAAAACGUUUAUAAAAAAGUUGACGAAAAUUUUUCCAAAUUAUUCGGAAAAGUUUCUUUCUAAACUAGAUGGCAACUUGGGAUGAAAAAUCGAAGACAGUUACUCUAUGGAAUAGUUGAAAAUAUUCUGAUUCUGUUACAGGUAAAAUUAUAUUCAGUUGUGGUGAAUAUGCGCCAAAUCUCUUUGAAUUAUUGGGUGAAGUCACUGGUCAGAUAAAUAUUGCUCUUCAAACAUUUCAUCAUUCAUUUUAUGAUAAUUAUAUUCCUCCAUGGUCAUUAUCAUUGUUCAUAAACCUAACGGAAGAAGAAUUAUCAGUGGUUGAUUGUGUUGAACAUCGAGCUAUCGUUAAAAAAAUUCUAAAACAAUUUCAAACUGAUACAUUAGACAAAUGUCAUUUGUUUCAAUAUGGAAAAAUUCAUGGUGAUAUUAAUGAACAAAAUAUUAUUGUAAAUAAUUCAGCUGAUACUAUAUCAGCCAUCAUUGACUAUGAAGAUUGCCAUUGUAGUUAUUACGUAUUUGAAUUAGCAAUCACCAUACUUUAUGCAAUAUUAUUGAACGAACAUAAACCUGACUAUUUCUGUUAUGGUGAACAAGUUUUUAAAGGUUAUACAAAGUAUAUACAAUUGAAUAACGACGAAAUAUAUGCAUUACCAAUAUGUAUCAAAUUACAUUAUAGUCAUUAG
Molecule: messenger RNA, 1504 nt
Organism: Didymodactylos carnosus
Lineage: Eukaryota; Metazoa; Rotifera; Eurotatoria; Philodinida; Philodinidae
Source: the annotation of a GenBank genome assembly